Messenger RNA from Gopherus flavomarginatus (Mexican gopher tortoise), 567 nucleotides. Its product is annotated as olfactory receptor 10A7-like. Gene Ontology annotation, molecular function: olfactory receptor activity. The transcript has a single exon. Gene Ontology annotation, biological process: G protein-coupled receptor signaling pathway. Lineage: Eukaryota; Metazoa; Chordata; Testudines; Testudinidae. The record is from RefSeq and is a predicted model, not a curated record. The coding region runs from base 1 to 567 and encodes 188 amino acids. Gene Ontology annotation, cellular component: membrane.
AUGGCAGACACAGAACAGGGAAAUCAAACCUCCCUCACAGAGUUCAUCUUCCUGGGAUUUGAGACUGUCCCCAAACUGGAGAGUCUUCUCUUUCUGGUGUCCUUUGUGAUUUACAUUGUGACCAUGGCUGGGAACAUCCUCAUUGUUGUUCUAGUUGUGACUGAUCAGUACCUUCACACUCCCAUGUACUUCUUCCUGGGGAACUUAUCUUGCUUGGAGAUCUGCUACACCUCAACCAUCCUGUCCAGGACGCUGGCCAGUUUCCUGACAGGGGACAAGACCAUUUCUGUUGGUGGUUGCAUCACACAAUGUUACUUUGUUGGCUUCUUUGCAGGCACCGAGUGUUAUCUCCUGGCAGCGAUAUGCAAACCACUGCAUUAUGCAACCCUUAGGAAUGGCAGUUUCUACCUCCAGCUAGCAGCUGGGUCUUGGAUAAGUGCGUUGCUAGCUAGUUCCAUAGUAACUGGUAUGAUGGUACAAUUAACUUUCUGCGGCCAAAAUGAAAUUGAUCAUUUCUUCUGUGAAUCUAUACAAUUAAUAAAUCUCUACCGCAACAGCAUCUACUAG